Pleurotus ostreatus (oyster mushroom) is the source of this 531-nucleotide messenger RNA. RefSeq lists its product as uncharacterized. The transcript is spliced from 3 exons. Gene Ontology annotation, cellular component: ribosome. The record is from RefSeq and is a predicted model, not a curated record. Gene Ontology annotation, molecular function: structural constituent of ribosome. NCBI's taxonomy places the organism in Eukaryota, Fungi, Basidiomycota, Agaricomycetes, Agaricales, Pleurotaceae. Gene Ontology annotation, biological process: translation. Bases 1 to 531 code for a protein of 176 amino acids.
AUGUUCGCUGCCGUCGUCCAAAAGGCCUCAACACUGCUUCGACCGACGUUGGCCCUCUCAAACCUUGCUUCAGCAUCGCGUACACUACUUGGUUCACGGACAUAUUCGUCGCCAGCAUUACCAAGAGACACUCCUUACCCAACUGAAUCCAGGUCUUCUGGACCCCUUGACGCUACCUGGGGUACCCUGAUGAAAAGCUAUCCAAAGGAAAACGGACGAGGAGCCCUUCAAUCCCCACACGAGGUCUGGGCCAUGAACCACGACGGGAUGAGGAACAGACCUCCACCAGCUAACGCGUAUACAGGCCGCACAGUCUUUGUGGGAAAGAACGGCUUUGGCGAAGCAUAUAAACGGCUGGACAUUAUUCUUAGUCGCAACAAAGUCAGAGCCACUGUGCGAAUGGCGGAACGACACGAGAAAAAGGGAGUCAAGCGGCGCAGAUUGAGUAGUGAAAGAUGGCGAAGGCAGUUUGCCAACGAGGUGCGGAAGAAGGUACAGCUUGUCAAGGAAAUCCGCAAUCGUGGUGCAUAA